GGCAGGGACAGUCAUGGCGUCCCAGCCAAACAGCUGUGCGAAGAAGAAGGAGGAGAAGGGGAAGAACAUCCAGGUGGUGGUGAGAUGCAGACCAUUUAAUUUGGCAGAGCGGAAAGCUAACGCCCAUUCAAUAAUAGAAUGCGAUCCUGUACGAAAAGAAGUUAGUGUACGAACUGCAGGACUAGCCGACAAGAGCUCAAGGAAAACAUAUACUUUUGAUAUGGUUUUUGGAGCAUCUACUAAACAAAUUGAUGUUUACCGAAGUGUUGUUUGUCCAAUUCUGGAUGAAGUCAUUAUGGGCUAUAAUUGCACUAUUUUUGCAUAUGGCCAAACUGGUACUGGAAAAACCUUCACAAUGGAAGGUGAAAGGUCACCUAAUGAAGAGUAUACCUGGGAAGAGGAUCCUUUGGCUGGUAUAAUUCCACGUACGCUUCAUCAAAUUUUUGAGAAACUUACAUUCAAUGGAACUGAAUUUUCAGUCAAAGUGUCUCUGUUGGAAAUUUAUAAUGAAGAACUUUUUGAUCUUCUCAGUCCAUCUUCUGAUGUUUCUGAGAGACUACAGAUGUUUGAUGAUCCCCGCAACAAGAGGGCAGUGAUAAUCAAAGGUUUAGAAGAAAUUACAGUACACAACAAGAAUGAAGUCUAUCAAAUUUUGGAAAAGGGGGCGGCAAAAAGGACAACUGCAGCCACUUUGAUGAAUGCAUAUUCUAGUCGUUCCCACUCAGUUUUCUCUGUUACAAUACAUAUGAAAGAAACUACAAAUGAUGGAGAAGAGCUUGUUAAAAUUGGGAAGUUGAACUUGGUUGAUCUUGCAGGAAGUGAAAACAUUGGCCGUUCUGGAGCUGUUGAUAAGAGAGCUCGCGAAGCUGGAAAUAUCAAUCAGUCGUUGCUGACUUUGGGAAGGGUUAUUACUGCUCUUGUAGAACGAACACCUCAUGUUCCUUAUCGAGAGUCUAAACUAACUAGAAUCCUCCAGGAUUCUCUUGGGGGGCGUACAAGAACAUCUAUAAUUGCAACAAUUUCUCCUGCAUCUCUCAAUCUUGAGGAAACUCUGAGUACAUUGGAAUAUGCUCAUAGAGCAAAGAACAUUUUGAAUAAACCUGAAGUUAAUCAGAAACUCACCAAAAAAGCUCUUAUUAAGGAGUAUACAGAAGAGAUAGAGCGCCUGAAACGAGAUCUUGCUGCAGCUCGUGAGAAAAAUGGAGUGUACAUUUCUGAAGAAAAUUAUAGAGCCAUAAAUGGAAAAUUAACUCUUCAAGAAGAGCAGAUACUAGAAUUGAUUGAAAAAAUUGCUGCCCUUGAGGAGGAGCUAAGUAAGGUUACAGAAUUGUUUAUGGAUAAUAAAAACGAACUUGACCAGUGUAAAUCUGACCUGCAAAAUAAAGCACAGGAACUUCAAACCACUCAAGAACAUUUACAAGAAACUAAAAUACAACUUGUUAAAGAAGAAUAUGUCACAUCAGCUUUGGAAAGAACUGAGGAGAAACUUCAUGACACUGCCAGCAAGCUGCUUAACACAGUUAAAGAAACUACAAAAGAUGUAUAUGGUCUCCAUUCCAAACUGGAUCGUAAGAAGGCAGUUGACCAACACAAUGCAGAUGCUCAGGAUACUUUUGGCAAAAACCUGAAUAGUCUGUUUAAUAAUAUGGAAGAAUUAAUUAAGGAUGGCAGCUCAAAACAAAGAGCUAUGCUCGAAGUUCGCAAGACCUUGUUUGGUAAUCUGUUAUCUUCCAGUGUCUCUGCGUUGGACACCAUUACUACCACAGCACUGGGAUCUCUCACAUCCAUUCCAGAAAAUGUGUCUACUCAUGUUUCUCAUAUUUCCAAUAUGCUGUUGGAAGAACAGUCAUUAGCAUCAGAAAGUAAAACUGUACUGCAGGAAUUGAUUAAUAUACUUAAGACUGACCUUCUAAGUUCAUUGGAAAUGAUUUUGUCCCCCACUGUGGUGUCUAUAUUGAAAAUCAAUACUCAACUGAAGCAUAUUUUCAAGGCUUCAUCGGCAGUGGCUGAUAAGAUGGAAGAUCAGAAGAAGGAAAUGGAUAGCUUUUUCAGUACACUGUGUAACAAUCUACAUGAACUACAAGAAAAUACAGUUUCUUCCUUGGUUGAAUCACAGAAGCUAUGUGGAAACUUAACUGAAGACCUGAAGACAAUAAAGCAAACUCAUUCACAGGAACUUUGCCAGUUAAUCAAUCUUUGGACAGAAAGAUUCUGUGCUUUGGAGGAAAAGUGUGAAAAUAUCCAGAAACCACUCAAUAGUGUCCAAGAAAAUAUAGAGCAGAAAUCUAAGCAUCUAAUCAACAAAACAACUUCUCACAGUAAAAAAUUUUGUGCCAAUUCUGAUGGCUUGUCACAGGAACUCAGAAAUUUUAACCAAGAAGGUACAAAAUUGGUUGAAGAGUCUGUGAAACAUUCUGAUAAGCUCAGUUGCAAUGUGGAAAAAAUAUUUCAAGAGUCCAAACAAAGAUGUGAGUCUCUGAACGCAAGCACCGCUCAUUUUGCUGAACAGUGGGUAUCUUCCUUAAAUAAAAGGGAACAGGAACUUCAGAACUUAUUGCAGGUUGUAAACCAGUGUUGUGAGGCUUCAAGUUCAGAGAUCACUGAAAAAUUAAAUGGUUAUAAAGCAGCUAAUGAGAACCAGCGUAACACUUUUCUUGAUCAGAUAACUAUUGAUGAAGAAGCAUUGGCAGCACAAAAUCUAGAACUUAGUGACACGAUCACAGUUGGUUUGACUAGACUUCAGUGCUUCCUGCAGCAGGAUCUGAAACUGGAUGUCCCGACAGGCACAACACCACAGAGAAAAAAUUACGUCUACCCAUCAACACUGGUGAGAACUGAACCACGUGAACAUCUCCUUGAUCAGUUGAAAAGAAAACAGCCUGAGCUGUUAAUGAAGCUAAACUGUUCGGAGACCAAAAAAGAGACCAAUCAGGACAUGGACAUAGAAAAGGCAGUUCUGGAACAGUAUAUUGAAGAUCCUGUGAAUCAGGAGCCAUCUGUAGAUGUGGGUGUGGAGUGUUCAUCAGCUGGCGGGGUUCCAUUCUUCCAGCAUAAAAAACCACAUGGAAAAGACAAAGAAAACAGAGGCAUUAACCCAGCGGAGAGGUCUAAAGUGGAAGAAACCUCAGAGCACUCUGCUACAAAGAGCAGGUUACCUCUACGAGUUCAAAUCAAUCUUUAGUUAACCUGAGGGUCAGAAAUUUUAUUUUAAAA
Molecule: messenger RNA, 3213 nt
Organism: Carlito syrichta (Philippine tarsier)
Lineage: Eukaryota; Metazoa; Chordata; Mammalia; Primates; Tarsiidae
Gene: KIF11
Product: kinesin family member 11
Exons: 22
Coding region: 14-3181 (1055 amino acids)
Biological process (GO): microtubule-based movement; mitotic spindle assembly
Cellular component (GO): spindle microtubule; nucleus
Molecular function (GO): plus-end-directed microtubule motor activity; microtubule binding; ATP binding
Source: RefSeq, a predicted model, not a curated record